Messenger RNA from Zeugodacus cucurbitae (melon fly), 933 nucleotides. RefSeq names its product serine protease 1. The record is from RefSeq and is a predicted model, not a curated record. NCBI's taxonomy places the organism in Eukaryota, Metazoa, Arthropoda, Insecta, Diptera, Tephritidae. Gene Ontology annotation, biological process: proteolysis. Gene Ontology annotation, molecular function: serine-type endopeptidase activity. The transcript has 2 exons. The coding region runs from base 38 to 847 and encodes 269 amino acids.
GACGAAACAUUAUUCGUAUUACAGUCGUUUGAGUAAUAUGAAGUUCUUGAUCGUUUUAGCUUUAUGCGUUGCGGCCUCGUCCGCUUACACAAUUGGCAGCCCAGUAUUGGCUGAUAGCAAUGGUAUUGAUGGACGUAUCACCAAUGGCGAAAGGGCUGCUGUUGGUCAGUUCCCCUACCAGGUUGGACUAUCGUUGAAAAAGAAUCGUUUCUCCUCAUCCUGGUGCGGUGGUUCUUUGAUCUCCACACAAUGGGUAUUAACAGCUGCUCACUGCACUGAAGGUAUUCCUGAAAUUACCGUUUACUUGGGCGCCACUGAACGUACUUCCGCUCAGAUUAAACACACCGUUCGCAAAGAUGACGUCAUCAUCCACGCCGACUGGAAUUCUAAGAAGCUGACAAAUGAUAUCUCCCUCAUCCGCAUACCAUUCACUUCUUUCACAAGCAAAAUCAACCGGGUCAGACUACCUGGCAUCGCCCAAUCCUACUCCUUGUACACUGGUGAUCGCGUUAUUGCUUCCGGUUGGGGCCUUACUUCCGAUUCCAGCAAUUCUGUCAGCGACCAUUUGAUGUACGCCGAGUUAGAAGUUGUUUCGAACGCAGUAUGCAAAAGGACCUACGGCUCUGCAGCGGUUAAGGAUUCAAAUAUCUGUGUUAGCACUCCUCGUGGUGUGUCUACCUGCAGUGGUGACUCUGGUGGCCCAUUGGUUUUGGAAUCCUCCAAGAUCCAAGUUGGUUUGACUUCUUAUGGUGCUCGUGCCGGUUGCGAAUUGGGUCACCCAGCCGCAUUCACCCGUGUUACCAGCUACUUGGAAUGGAUCAAGGAGCACACUGGUGUUGAAUACUAAAGCACUUUAAUGUACAUAUUAGUAUAGUAAUAUACUUUUGUAUUUGUUAUGUUUGUAGUAACUAUUAUUAAAGUUAAUUAAUUGCA